CCAUUAUGUAACCAGAAGGGAUCAUAGAAUAGCAGAAGCGAGAGAAGAACAGAUUUAUACAAAUACAGUGACGAAGAGAAUGAAGGUCUUUGCCCUGCUUUAUACAAUUUGCCUAAUUAAAAUAAUUAAUUGCGGGAAUAAUGACUCGGAGAUACAAGUAGACAAUCACAACAAUCUACAUGCAGAACAGGCCCGCAAAAAUCUCCGCAAGGUAUCCUUUAACGAUAAUGUGGAAAUCAUCGUCUAUGGUGAGGACGACAUAGAGGCUCCUCCGGAUGUUUCCACGAGAACCCUCGACCUUCUGGAUCCAGAUUAUGAUAUUGUAACCAUUGAGGACUCAAAAAAUGACGGAAUUGAGGAACGAGAGUUCACGGUAAAGGACGACGUCCUGGUAGACAAUGUCAUAAUCGAAGGAGAGUCGCUGUGGACGGCUGAUGAUAAGGGAAUCUGUACUAACAUUACGCUAUUAACCUACGAAAAUACGCAUAUGAUUGCUUUAACCACCAAGAGUGAUGCGAAAUUCUUCCUAAAGUGGCUUCAUAAAGUAGACGGGAAAUGGCAGGACAUAACUCUGGGGGACUUUUUAAAGAUAGCAACGGCUUUGAAAGAAAAGGCCAAGAAUGAGCAGUUUCAACGUAAAUAAGUUUAAUGUAGCUUGAAAAUGAAAGUUGUAAGGACCGUAAAAAGGUUGUGUUUUGUUCCAUUCUGGGACGAUUUGUAGUAUAAUAACCACUAGUUUGUGGUUGUUUUGUAGUAAAAUUGCACCAAAGAGUAUAUGCAUGUCUAUAUGGUCCCACUGACACAUGGGUACCUAGAACAUACAGUCUGUUUUAAA
Messenger RNA from Theileria equi strain WA, 835 nucleotides. Its product is annotated as signal peptide-containing protein. NCBI's taxonomy places the organism in Eukaryota, Apicomplexa, Aconoidasida, Piroplasmida, Theileriidae. The transcript has a single exon. The record is from RefSeq and is a predicted model, not a curated record. The coding region runs from base 80 to 643 and encodes 187 amino acids.